This is a messenger RNA of Molossus molossus (Pallas's mastiff bat), 1215 nucleotides long. RefSeq names its product sprouty RTK signaling antagonist 4 (gene SPRY4). NCBI's taxonomy places the organism in Eukaryota, Metazoa, Chordata, Mammalia, Chiroptera, Molossidae. The transcript is spliced from 2 exons. Gene Ontology annotation, cellular component: membrane; cytosol. The record is from RefSeq and is a predicted model, not a curated record. The coding region runs from base 82 to 981 and encodes 299 amino acids. Gene Ontology annotation, biological process: multicellular organism development; negative regulation of MAP kinase activity; negative regulation of Ras protein signal transduction.
UGGAGCAAUGCUUGUGAUUCUGCGGCUCCUCAAAGGCCCCUAGAAGCCUGUUUCUCAGCGCAGUCCAGGACCUCCAGCCCCAUGGAGCCCCCGAUCCCACAGAGCGCCCCUUUGACUCCCAGCUCAGUCAUGGUCCAGCCCCUUCUUGACAGCCGUAUGCCCCACAGCCGGCUCCAGCACCCACUCACCAUCCUCCCCAUCGACCAGAUGAAGACCAGCCAUGUGGAGAAUGACUACAUAGACAACCCUGGCCUGGCACCACCCACUGGCCCUAAGCGGACCCGGGGUGGGGCCCCAGAGCUGGCCCCAACGCCUGCCCGCUGUGACCAGGACGUCACCCACCACUGGAUCUCCUUCAGCGGACGCCCCAGCUCUGUGAGCAGCAGCAGCAGCACAUCCUCUGACCAGCGGCUCUUAGACCACAUGGCACCACCACCCAUGGCUGACCAGGCCUCCCCAAGGGCUGUGCGCAUCCAGCCCAAGGCGGUCCACUGCAAGCCUCUGGACCUCAAGGGCCCAGCGGUCCCACCAGAGCUGGACAAGCACUUCUUGCUGUGCGAGGCCUGUGGGAAGUGUAAGUGCAAGGAGUGCGCAUCGCCCCGGACGUUGCCCUCCUGCUGGGUCUGCAACCAGGAGUGCCUGUGCUCCGCCCAGACCCUGGUCAACUACGGCACCUGCAUGUGCCUGGUGCAGGGUGUCUUCUACCACUGCACCAACGAGGAUGACGAGGGCUCCUGUGCCGACCACCCCUGCUCCUGCUCCCGUUCAAACUGCUGCGCCCGCUGGUCCUUCAUGGGCGCCCUCUCCCUGGUGCUGCCCUGCCUCCUCUGCUACCUGCCCGCCACUGGCUGUGUGAAGCUGGCCCAGCGCGGCUACGACCACCUGCGUCGCCCUGGUUGCCGCUGCAAGCACACGAACAGCGUCAUCUGCAAGGCAGCCGCUGGCGACGCCAAGGCCAGCAGACCCGACAAGCCGUUCUGACACUUUGGGUGGACGUCUCCCUGCCCCCGUGCUCCCCCUGGGAACUCGGUUCCCUUCUGACACCUGAGAAGACUGCAGCGAGGCCAGAGGUUCCAGCGUCUCGAGGAUGACCCUGCCAGUCUGCCCACCCCAGCUUCCGAAGAAACAGAUGGCCCCCCCGUCACCCACUCUCUUCACCGAAAGGAAGAAGCACUUUGGGUUUUUUCAGGGUCCUGGAACUUUGUGUGAAACAGA